UUUUGAAAUGUUUUUGAAUUUUUUUUAAAGAUGAUGGAAAUGUGGAUAUAUAGGAGAACAUAGGGAGAACAAUGCUCUAUAAUAUACAACGAUGACAACUAUGAACUAUUUGCUUCCAUCGGAAAUAGCUAGACUUGUUCUAGGCUAUUUAAAAGAAGUCAACUGUCAUAGAACUUACAAUGUCUUUCUGGAGGAGUCUGCAGACAUACAGGAGUAUGCUCUUUUAUUAAAGAUAGGCAGGGAAUAUCCUACCACAAUUGAUGGUGAAUCUCUUGUGACAAAAUUAAACAAUUACUGUCUCAGGAAAGCCUCAGGUAGUGCAUCUCAAUCUGGAAGUAAUAAAUAUAACAAUGUUAUCAACCUGUUACAAUCGGGGACAACAAAUGUAACAAAUGCGUUACAAGCAGGGACAACAAAUGUAUCUCCGCAUACAAAUACGUUACAGUUAGGGACAGUGAAUGUUAAUUCACAGACACAGUAUGUGUUACAUUCAGAGACACCAGAUUCUUCAUUGCUACAAUCUGGGACUGGAACGAGCUUCACACAAAGCAGUGUUCGACAGGGUCGACCUACUCGUAUUGACACAGCAGUAUCUCGUCCAAUAUGUACGUCACAAGUUGCACCCACAGUUCAGAGGCCUCUAAAUCCUGUGUCGUCCAAUGUGCUUCUUUCAAUGCCUGAUAUUACAACAGCAGUUUCAAACAGAAGAGGACAAAAUAAGCAGAGUUCACGAACUAGACACUUAAACAUGUGUCUCCAAGUGUCACAGUCCUUACAGGGUUUUAAUAAACCACCCUCACAUACUAUAACAUCGAACUCAAUGAAAAUAGCAAAUACCAAUGGAAAUAUAGCAAAUACAAAUGAAAAUAUAGCAAAUACCAAUGAAAAUUCAGAUACCUUUGGAAAUGCAAAUACCAGUGAAAAUGAUAUUCAGUUUGAUGAUCAAGCAUCGAUUGGAUCUCCGUGUCAAAGUUUACGGAUUAUAGAAUCUCCAUUUAAAUCUCCUAAUCGUCCCGAAGCAACUAGCUCACCUUUAAAACGUGCUACAAGACAACGUGUUCGAAGGAAAUUAACGUCGCCAAAUAAACCAGGUUAUCGGAAGGAAUUUCCUAAUGUAAUAUCAGGGUCUAGUGAGAGUCUACCAGGAGUGGAACAAAACAGUGAAAAUUCUGGAGUGAGUCGAGAGAAUGUGAAGACGAACAGUCAAUUAAACACGGGGAUGUCGAAUUCAGUGGGCAGUCGGAAUAACACACAAAGCAACAAUUCUAGCAAUACUCAGCUAGGUGCAAUUUCAAGGGAUGGCACCAAAACUGUCAAAGAGCUGAUUGACAUCAGCAAAGGAGGAUUAAUUGACAGGAGGGAGGAGCCAAUUGAGAGGAGGGAGGAGCUUAUAGAAAGGAGGGAGAGUAUGGAACAAAUCAGAAAACAACAAGAGCAGACCCCACCAAAGAAACCAACCUCUUCAGUAUAUUCUGCUACAGCUAUGUUCGGCGAGAUGAGCCCGGCAGACAGUUGCUCCACAGCAUUCACGUCAGAAUUGAACACUCCAAAUAAGGACAGGCUCUCAACAUUGCGGAGGACUCCUAAAAGAAAGAGUCAUGCUCCUAAAAGACGUAGUUUUCCAACAGCAACCCUUGAUGAGCUAAGACCCCCUACAGGGCGACCAGAGACAACUAGUGAAAAGACAAGUCGACCACCUGUUGAAGAUCUCAUUGAUAUGCCUAAUAUUAUUCAAGAUCUUCUAAACAAUCCCGACAUUCACAACAAACUUGCUGAAAACAUCAACAAAGCUAGCAGUGCCAUUCAUGUACCCCCCAAAGCUCAAAAAACUGGAGUGCAGAAAAAAGUAAGCUCACCAGCUGUUAAAAAACGUGUUAGGAGUGGACAAGCGACGUUGACUGCUCCAGUGAGUGACCUUGAGCCAGGCCCAGUUCCCCAUGAGCGAUCCCUUGAGGCUAUUUUAGGAAUUGAGGAGAAUACAAUGGAUGAAACCGCCAUAAAAGAUAUUGUUACAAUGACACAGACUGACCCAGCCUUUGAUGCACUGUUUGACCUCUUCAAAGUUGACAAGGAUGACUUCAUAGAGAAGGAAUAUCUCAGUAAAUCGGCAAGUAAGAAGAGUCUGACCCUACAGCAUCAGCAAAUGCACUCAAACAGUGCAACAACUCCACAACAACAACAACAACAAUUUCAGCAGGUGCAUUCAAAUAGGAGUGCAACUCCACAAAGACAACAACAAGUUCACUUAAAUGAAAAGUUGCACAUGUCUCCCGAGAUGCACAGUACAAGGAAUCUGCAGAACAUUCAGCAUGAAGUUCACAAAAUGGAGAAUAUCCUUUCUCCAUGUGUUCCCGACACACAAAUUGAACCCUCUGAAAACAACCCUUCCACCAGCUUGAAUAGCAGCUCUGAACUACCUCAAAAUAACAACAAUCAAAGUGCCAAAAUUCAUCUACUAGAUGGCGCUGCUAUGCCCUUAUGUACAACAGCUGGCAGCACAAGAAUCCCUGCAAAAACUUCAAAUCGUAAAAUCAAUUCAUCAAUGGAUGAAAAUGAAAUUAAUGAUUCUUUGGAAAUAGAAUGUGCAAGUGAUAUUCAGAUAGUAAAAGAACUGCAAACUAAAUCAGGGAAUGCUACUGGGAAGAAGUCAGUGAAAGGUACUACUAAGAAAAAACCUAAAUUAAAAGCUACUCUGAGUUUACCAAAGAAGACAAUUGGUGCUAAAAACAAAGGUGCUGUAAAAAAGAAAUCACUGAAGACGGAAAGUUUAGAUGGCGCUAGUACUAUCUCUGCUAAACAAGCAUCUGAUCUUGGGCUUGUCACAGCCACAUGUCCUGCAACUUCAAGAACACCAAGGAAAAUUGCACCUAAACUGGGAGGAGCUAGUGUUUACAUGAUGUCCCCAAGCAAGCCCUCCCCUUACAAUGUUCAACCUGCUACUCUUGUACAACUUACACCAUCAAAACAGAUUGUCACAUCCAGCAAUACAACAGGUGCUGUGCAGUCUCUGCAUUUCUCGCCAAAACAGAUCCCGAUUACUGUGACACUAAACAACCAGGUCAUACCCUCAACCAACCCAAUAAUUAUACAAACUCAAGGACCACCGAUUGGUCCAAAUAUCACACAAGGAUCCAUGGGGGUUACACAAACUAAUUCAGGAUCACUAGGGGUCACAAGUUGUAAUCCAGGGACAGGUACAAGGCAGACGACAUUAUCAGAGACAAUUCAAAAUGUAGAAAGAACAAGACCCGCUCUGGAACAGGGUGUACCUAGAGAUGUACAAGAUAUACGAAAAUUAGAAUCUGAAUUAGUAAGUGAAAAUAUCAAUCGACUUAAGGCCCAGCAGAAAGUAUCGACUGGGAGAAAAAAGAGCUCUUCAAAUAGUAAGGAUGAAAAUGAUUUACCAUCAGUGCCACCUAUAGGUGGUAACAGUGAUGAAAUGCUGCCAUCUAUUGAGCCCCAUUCACCAUCAGAGUUACAAAAUAAACUAAAGAAAGUUAGUAAAUCUAGUGCAAUCAAAAUUGCUACUCAUAUUCGGACACUUUCCUUUGACUCAUCGAAGGAAGAAAUUACAUACAAGGGAUAUCACACAAGAAAUCGAGGAUCAAAGACGAGAACUAUUCAAAACGUAGUUCCAACUACGGAGCACAGCUCAAUCUCACAAAACAUUAAUCCCAAAUUGACAAAUCCUGUAAGUUCAGUAUGUGAGCAAGAGGGGAAAACUUGGAAUAAUGUAGUAAUGGUCAAUACUCUGGGAAAAGGAGUGAAAUCAGAUGACAAACAUGAACUUGAUGAAUUGAAUGAUGAUCCAGGAAUGAAUGAAAAGGACCUGGAGUCUUCUGUUGAGGAAUUAACACCUGGUGACAUGGAAACUGAAUCAAGAAGUAGUUGCGAAAAUCAGGUAAAGGAAAGACUUUCAACAAAAACAGAUAAGAAAAGUCCCUCUAGAAAGUCAAAACGAAAUACCAGAAAAGACUCCAAAUCUGGAAAAUCAAAAAUCUCAAAAUCUAAAGAAUCAUCGAAAAUUUUAAAGAAAUCAAAAGAAUUGAAAAGUACACUACCUGAAGCACCAUUUGUACCGACAAGUAUCGAACAGAGUACUCCUCGAAAGUCUAACAAUGUCGAAUCAGAUGACAGAUCAUUUGAAACGGAGGUUGCGGAGGCCCUUGUUGCACUUGGAACAGAAGUGAGGACCCCAAAUAAAGAUGGAGUUAUCGUAAGCAUACCUGACUUUACACCUGAAAAAUGUUUCGUUGAAAAAGGCUUCAAAACUCCCACCAAGAAUUUUGCGAGUCCAAGUAAAUGUAUGUCACCGAGAACUGCUCAGUUACAAUCCUUAAUUGAUCUGGCAAAUAUACAACAUGAGGAAAUCCAAAUGGCAAACACAACCAGGUCAAACGGUGCUUCACCAUCGGGGAAAUCAAUAAUGAAAAGCCCAAGUACGUCUGGAUUAAAAGCCGUCAAAUUCUCCUCAAUCAAAGAUCGAUCUCCAAGUGCAAAAACUAGCAGUAAACGGGUCCAAUUUUCACCAAGUGUUGUUGAUAAUUCUCACAGUAACAGUCCAAAAAAAUUAGACUCGAAACGCAAAUCAAAAACGAAAUCAAAAAAGACAUCAAAAAUACCAAAAGUGAUUCAAGAGACAACUCAAACACUUAAUAAGUCGCAAUCUAGUGACGUGCCUGCCCCUCAUGUGUCCUCGGAUGACCCCCAACUUCCAACCAGUACAACAAAAGUGAAUGGAGAACUCGAGGCCAGUGACGUUGAUAAACAAAAUAAUUCUUCACAUGAGGAUGGGCCUCAUGAAACGCCAAAACCAACAUCAAGAAAGAGAAAGAGAGAACCUGAUGGUGAAGAAACUAGAAAGAAAAAGCCAAAGAAGUACAAGACAAAGAGUAAGUCAAAGAAGUUACCAGUGAAUCUAGGCGAAAUGGACAUAGAUGCCUUUUUGGCUAAAAUUCAUCAGUAACAGUGUCAUCGUCCCAGAAUGCAUCAGUAUCAUCAUCCCAGAAUUCAUUAGUAACAGUCCCAGAAUACACCAGCAACAUCAUCCUAGAAUCUAUCAGUAAAAUCAUCCACUAACAUAAUCCCAGAAUGCAUCAGUGUCUUCAUCCCAGAAUGCAUCAGUAUCAUUAUCCCAGAAUGCAUCAGUAACAGCAUCCUAGAAUGCAUCAGUUAUAAUUUCCAAGAACCUAU
Molecule: messenger RNA, 5193 nt
Organism: Owenia fusiformis
Lineage: Eukaryota; Metazoa; Annelida; Polychaeta; Sabellida; Oweniidae
Source: the annotation of a GenBank genome assembly